AGUAAAAAAUGGAUAAUCCCAAAGAUAGUCUUAACAAUGCAUUAAAGGAUGCAAAAAACAUGAAAGGGAAAGAAGACAAGAAGAAGAGAAUCAAAGAUGUUUUGGAUCAUAAGCCAAUUAACAUCCGUGAACUCAGAGAGCACUGUAUAUCCGAAUUCGGCCUUGUAGAUUCUUCCAUUAGAAAGUAAGGCUUGGCCGAUCCUCCUUAACAUCCAUGAUAAGGUUAAAGUAAAAGAUCUCGAUGAUGACAAUACGACUACUCCAAAAUUCAUUAUAUUUGAUAAGGAUAAAAGCUGGAACAAACAUCAAAAUCUGGAAGAUGAAAAGACAGCUAAUCAAAUCGACAAAGACGUCAACAGAUCUUUCAAACAUUUCACCUCAGUUGGAAUUAAAAACAAAAUUAGUCAAUUAUCAAGAAUGAUGAACUCUAUCUUUCAAAUAAACCAAGACUGGUUCUACUACCAGGGAUUUCAUGACAUAUGUUCCGUCCCUCUCAUGGUUUUCGAUGAAAACAUGGCAUUCCAUGUAUCUAUUUCUAUCUCAAACUAUUUUAUCAAAGAUUUCUUCAAAUUUUCCUUUGACAAAGGAAUUAAUCCAGCUCUGAUGUUAAUGAUGAAGAUUAUUCAAGUAACCCAUAAGGAAGUGUAUGAGAAGAUUAGCUUCCUUGAAAUUCCACCAUUUGCAGUCUCAUGGAUAAUCACUUGGUUCUCCCAUAACCUAAACUCCUCAGAGGACAUCUGCAGGAUUUUUGAUUAUUGCACUGCCUCCCACCCUACUGCAUCAAUCUAUUUGGCUGCAGCCACUAUGAUCCACAACAAAGAUAAACUGGAAGAUCUUGAGGAAGGAGACAUCGCCUCUCUUCACUUGAUUUUCCAAAAGUUAGGUACCGAUAAUUUUGAUCUUGAGAAGAUCGUUGCUCUUACUGAAGAUCUAAUGAAGACAUAUCCUCCAGAAGAUCUCCUGUAUGAAAAUAGAAAAAUUGGAUUAGAGAACGACUCUCCUAUUCUUAAUCCAAGCUUACAAUUGACUACUAAAAUUAUCCAAGUUGCUGAAGAGACACAAGAAAAGUACAUAAUCUUCCCUCACGAUAAGUCUCCUAAAUCAGGUAAAUACUUGAGCGUGGGAAAUCUAGCAGCAUUCCUGAUCUUGAUCAUCCUCUACUUCAUAGUUCAAUACUACAGGUCCUUAACUUGGCUUAAAGCCGAAAGAAAUGACUCUAAGGCCAUUUAAAAGCUCUUCAAUGA
This is a messenger RNA of Moneuplotes crassus, 1244 nucleotides long. The record is from the annotation of a GenBank genome assembly. NCBI's taxonomy places the organism in Eukaryota, Ciliophora, Spirotrichea, Euplotida, Euplotidae.